AUGCCACCUUCUUCACCAACGCCAUACCGUCACUCCACCUCCUUGAUCCCCUCUUCACCGCUCAGUUCCACCUCAAAUCCAUUCCGAAGACGACAGCGUCUUCGGUCAUCUUCCGGAGAUACCAUCAUCAAGGGGUUAUCCAAUUGGAGAAGACAGGCCAAAUCAACUUCACAAUCCACUUCUACAGCUGCGACUCAGCAUCAAAUUCGAUCGACCCACAGCAACGAAAACGAUCAUGUGCAUACAUCGUCCAAGAAACGGAAAUCUAAAGGAUCAGGAUUGGGUAUGGGGAUGAGAGGGACACCCGCAAAGAUCGUUAAGAGAAGUAGUAAAGCGAGUAUUGGUCCGACUUCCACUCCCGUCGCAUGUACUAAGAAACGAUCGGAAGGUGAAGAUACGACGUUGGAUAUUUCUACUCGAUCAUCUACUACAUCUUCACAUCUUCUAACAGCGGAGGAAAUCACUUCUCCCAGUAUAUCCGCUUUCGAAACUUCACCUAUCCUCCCUCUGACGCAGCGCAGGGGAAAUACCCUUUCAAAUCUCUCGGGUCAUACUCCUGAAGACGACUCGUUAUUCUCACCAUCCCAAAGAGGCGGAUCUAGACGUGACGAUACGCUUCUCCCUGCGCAGGCAGACUUGGUAAUCCCUCUAAACGAUCUUACUUCUACUUCUUCUCGAUCAACCUCCAACGUCGAUGAAACUACUCCUAAGGCCGGCCACCGAGCCUCCUUAUCAGUUGAAGUUACUCGUUCGACAAUACAAGGUGACGGGCAGACUCUCGAUGAUAAUAAUGACGACGGACGAUGGGAGUUUACUAACCCUCUAAAUGAUCUUUCUCAAUUCAAGGAGAGACGAUUACCUCGCUCAUCAAGUGGAUCAAGUAAGAUCAAAGAGAGGAGAUCAACGCCCAGGAAGAUACCGGAGAUGGAUAAGACUCCUUCGGCCUCCGAUACUUCUACUAGCAGUGAUAGCUUGGUACGAAGAAGACAUGGAGCUACUGUGAAAAGACCUGAAGAGAAACACUCGAUGGAGGUCUCGGUCGAGACUGUUCGAGGUUUCGAACGGGAAGGGGAGGCACCCAUUGUCGAUCCACAGAUUCAGUCCAACAACGACCGGGAUAUAGGGUACCCCGUGGGUAUCGAUGCUGGAGACCUUCCUGAAGAUGAGUCCCAUGCGAUCGAGAUGACCGACGCACCUCCGGCCUCGCCUCGACGGACCACUCCCGCUCCAAGUUUCUCGGACGGUGAAGAUGACUUUGCUGAUACAGCUGCCAAAUAUCCUUCCACUACUACCAAAGUACAGGUCCAUGUAGACAAGACAACAUCUACUGGAAGUACAUCGACCGGCUCGGAUUCAGGUUGUGAUGAUCCGUACGGUUUUGAGUGGAUGGAAGAUAUAGUUCGGGAAAAAACACCCCAGCCUUAUCAUCUGUCCUCAGGCGCCAAUACUCCUCGUCCAACCCCUUCGCCUUCUCCCAUCUCAUUCUCGACGAUCGUUUCUACACCUCCGACCAGUCGUAAUCCCAGUCCCGAAGUCGAGAAGGGACGAUCAGCCGGGACAGUCAAGGGAAUUUGGAGAGGUGCGCAGGUCAUGAGACGCAUCGAAGGCGGAGAAAUACGGCAUAUAGACGAGAGAGACUCUCAAGAGGAAACUGAUGAGGAAUCGGAUGAUGAGACUGAUUCGAGACAAAGGAAGUCCAAGGCCAGAGAGAAGUCUGAUAUUCCGGAAUCCACUGAGGAAGCUAUCCAAGCUAGACAAGCUCGUAUAGCCCAUUAUGUCGACCUAGCAGAGAAUUACGAACUUCAUGUGGAAUAUGUACUUUGGUAG
Kwoniella mangroviensis CBS 8507 is the source of this 1827-nucleotide messenger RNA. RefSeq lists its product as uncharacterized. The record is from RefSeq and is a predicted model, not a curated record. NCBI's taxonomy places the organism in Eukaryota, Fungi, Basidiomycota, Tremellomycetes, Tremellales, Cryptococcaceae. The transcript has 4 exons. Bases 1 to 1827 code for a protein of 608 amino acids.